UCGCUGUUUCGUCGCUCCAACAAUGCAGCUUUUAAUGGUGCUGUGAGCGGCGCGAGCUGAAAACGCAGCAACGCCGCAGGCUCGUCCGGUGACCGUACCGGCUCAAAUUAAGCACAGCGGGGUGUUUGACCAACCUGCCACGCGGCUGUGACUCCGUUUUUCUCUCCGGGCAGGAGGGAGGAGGAGGAGGACAUCCUUGACUCUUCUUGUGGGCUUCCCGCUUUGAGAAGAAAAGAUUCCAGAAGCCCCUCCUGUGGACGAAUUCAUUACAACGGCCCCGAACGACCUCGCCGAGCUGCGAGCGGCCAUGCUCGCCCUUUGUCCACCGUCGAGGGGAACCCGCCCUCUCGAGCUGCGGCUCUGCUUUCUGACAUAGCUCUGGAAACCUCGCGAUAGAAAUGGCCUCGGUUUGUGUGGGCGAUAACGCGUCAGAGUCCAUAUUUGAAAACCGGCGAUGCUGAGCCUCUAGCCUACAAAACACGGGACUCUUUAAGAGGAGACAAACGGCCUCGGUCGACCUUCGCACAAGGACGGCGCCAGCUUUGAUGAUUUAGUGUCCACCCCACCGCCUUGCUGACAAGGGCGUGUCAUGGCUGCUGUAGGUCCCCAUAGCAACAGUUCCUUGGCUGGGCGAGGGGCCGACUGAGAGAGUCCACGAUGCAGCGUAACGGUGGCGGCGGGGGGGGCGGCGGCCAGCCGUGGGUGCUGCGGCGCGUGCGCCUCACCUGGCUCAGUUUCAUGCUCUUCUUCAUCCUGGUUUUCUUCCCGCUUAUCGCCCACUACUACCUCACCACCAUCGACGAAGCCGGGGGUCCCGACAAGCGCAUCUUCGGGCCGCGGCCCGGCGGCGAGCUGUGCGAGGCCAAACACGUGCAGGACCUGUGCCGUAUUCGCGAGUCUGUCAGCGAGGAGCUGCUGCAGCUGGAGGCCAAGAGGCAGGAGCUCAACGGCGAGAUCGCCCGGCUCAACCUGCGCAUCGAGGCCUGCAAGCGCAGCAUCGACAGCGCCAAGCAGGAUCUGCUGCAGCUGAAGAACGUCAUCAGCCAGACGGAGCACUCCUACAAAGAGCUGAUGGCCCAGAACCAGCCCAAGCUGUCGCUUCCCGUCAGGCUGCUGCCGGACAAGGAGGACCCGGGACUGCCGCCGCCCAAGUCGGCCCGCUCCUGCCGCCUGCGCUCCUGCUUCGACUACGCCCGCUGCCCUCUGACCUCUGGGUUCCCCGUGUACGUCUACGACGCUGGCUCGUAUCCGUGGGGGGAUUAUCUUGACCCACUGGUGAAGCAGGCCUUCGCAGCAUCGGUUAAGAGCAACAUUUAUGUAACGGAUAACCCCGGCAUCGCUUGUCUGUACUUGGUGCUGGUAGGAGAGCUGCAGGAGUCCUCUUCCCCCGCGCCAUCUCCCUCAGAGCUGGAGAAGCAACUGAAAGCUCUCCCUUACUGGAGGUCCGAUGGACACAACCACGUACUGGUACAUUUCUCUAGGAAGUCCAUGACGCAGAACUUUCUGUAUAAUGUGAGCACAGGACGGGCGGCGGUGGCUCAGUCCACCUUCUUGGAGCAGCAGUACCGUGAGGGCUUUGACCUGGUGGUCUCCCCGCUGGUCCACGCCCUCUCAGAACCCAAUUUUUUAGAAGUGCCCCCUCAAGUUCCCGUGAAGAGGAAAUACCUGUUCACCUUCCAGGGGGAGCGGGUGGAGUCCCUGAGGAGCAGCUUGCAGGAAGCGGCCCCCCAGUCCUUCGAGGAGGAAAUGGAAGGAGACCCGCCAGCCGACUACGACGAUCGCAUCGUCGGCACCUUAAAGGCGGUGCAGGACAGCCACUUGGAUCAGGUGCUGGUGGAGUUCACCUGCAAGAACCCACAGCCAAGCUUGCCGACCGAGUGGGCCCUUUGUGGAGAGCGGGAGGACAGGCUGGAGGUCCUCAAGGCCUCAACCUUUGGCUUGGUGAUUGCUCCAGGGGACGGACAGCUGGUGGCCUCGGCGGGCUGUGGGAUGAGGCUCUUCGAGGCCCUGGAGGUAGGGACCAUCCCCGUCGUGCUGGGGGACCACUCCAGACUACCGUACCACCAGUUCAUUCGCUGGAGCGAAGCGGCCAUCAUAGUUCCGAAGCCUCGUGUCACAGAGCUCCACUUCCUGCUACGCAGCCUGUCGGACAACGACAUGUUGGCGAUGAGGCGCCAGGGCCGCUUUCUGUGGGAGACUUACUUCUCCACCACGGAGAAUGUUCUCAACACCCUCCUGGCCAGCAUCAGAACCAGCAUCCAGGUUCCUGCUGCGCCCAUCAAGGAAGAGCCCGCCCACGAGAUCCCCCACAAAGCCGGGAAGAUGGCGGGAACUGACGCCAACCUGGCUGACAACGGCGAUCUGGAUCUGGGUCCGGUCGAAACGGAGCCCCCCUACGCCUCUCCGCGCUUCCUCCGCAACUUCACAUACACAGCCGCGGAGACUUACAGGACGUGGAACCAGGCUCCGGGGCCUUUCCAUCUGUUCCCUCACACUCCCAUGGACCCCGUGUUGCCCUCCGAAGCCAAGUUCCUUGGUUCAGGUACCGGUUUUAGGCCCAUUGGUGGAGGUACGGGGGGCUCGGGGAAGGAGUUCCAGGCAGCUCUAGGAGGAAAUGUGCCCCGAGAACAGUUCACCGUGGUGAUGCUGACUUAUGAGCGGGAGGAGGUGCUGAUGAACUCCCUGGAGAGACUGAAUGGACUUCCGUACCUCAACAAGGUGGUGGUGGUGUGGAACUCGCCGAAGCCUCCUUCGGACGACCUGCUGUGGCCAGACAUCGGCCUGCCGAUUGUGGUCGUGCGCACGGAGAAGAACAGCCUCAACAACCGCUUCCUUCCCUGGGACGCCGUGGAAACCGAGGCCAUCCUGUCGAUCGAUGACGACGCCCACCUCCGCCACGACGAGAUCAUGUUCGGGUUCAGAGUGUGGCGUGAGGCCAGAGAUCGCGUGGUGGGUUUCCCCGGGCGGUAUCACGCAUGGGACGUCAACCACCAGUCCUGGCUCUACAACUCCAACUACUCCUGUGAGCUCUCCAUGGUCCUGACAGGAGCUGCUUUUUUCCAUAAGUACUACGCCUACCUGUACUCCUACGUGAUGCCCCAAGCCAUCAGGGACAUGGUGGACGACUACAUAAACUGCGAGGACAUUGCCAUGAACUUCCUGGUCUCUCACAUCACCCGCAAGCCUCCCAUCAAGGUGACAUCGCGUUGGACGUUCCGCUGCCCCGGCUGCCCUCAGGCGCUGUCGCACGACGACUCGCAUUUCCACGAGCGCCACAAGUGCAUCAACUUCUUUGUCAAGGUGUACGGCUACAUGCCCCUGCUGUACACGCAGUUCCGCGUGGACUCUGUGCUGUUUAAGACUCGCUUGCCCCACGACAAGACCAAGUGCUUCAAGUUCAUCUAGCGUCGGGCAGCGGAGAGCCGGAAGCAGAGAGGAUGGAAGGACUGGGAUUAUGCGGGAGACCAGCAGCCCCCCCACCGCGGGCAUCGGUGAGGACGGAUGGACCGCCAGAUAAAUGCACAGGAGGAAGGUUUGUGGUUAGGAUUUUGCCCGGGAAGAGGAACUAGUUAAGACUUUUUUUUUUUUUUUUUUUUUUUAAAGCUGUUGGCUCGGUGGUCUAAUCUGCAACUCCGACCGAAAAUUUGAGGAGUGGAACCUGAAGGGAACCACUGCCAAUAAAACGAGCCUUUUCACUGGACGCCACUCCUCCAUUUUUCACGUUCUUCAAUCAUGCUCAAUCACCAACCACUACAGAUGCCAUUUGCACCUCUCAACGGUCCCGCUGAGGAAAGACGACGGUUUGUGUACAGAAGUUCUCCCAGGACAGACUCUAGCCGGCUGGAGCGACCGGAGGCUGACCCACUGGCAGGCUGACGGCAGGCCGUGUUCGGAACCGGCAGCUCGUGUCAGUGAGGUCAGCUGAAGUGGCAGCAGUUCGUUUUCCUUUUUUGUUUCUCUUUCUCUCCAUUUUACAGUUACAAACUGUACUUCUUGUACAUGGACGUGAUGGAAGCACUGAUGGUCAGAAGUAUUUUAUUGAACAAUCUCUUGUUUUGUUUUUUAAUAAUGUCUAAAUGUCUAAAUCUGUCGUUCCCCAACCUCUGCCUGCGAGGGAUCCGACACAGGCUCGCUGGUCCAGACAGGACCUCAACUGAAGAGUGGGCCCAACCAUGUUUAGUACUGUUACGCUUACAGGAAGCAAUUCUCCUCAGCGGUCACCAUAAUGCCUCGAAUUUGUCAUGAAAACCAGCCACCAUUUUGUUAUUUUGUUCUGCUCACAGGAUCUGCACUCUUUGAGGAGCUGGCCUGUUUUUUUAUGCUAUAGGACGGUCACUAAUGUUUGUAAAAUUGGUCUGAGGUUUAAGUUGUUUAAAUGUAAUAAUAUUAACCAAUUAAUAGUUACGAUGUCCCUGACGGAAGUGCAACAAAGAAUCACAGCUGCCAAAAUGUGUUGUAACUACAAUGAAGAUUAAAUGUAGUUUUAGGAUCAGGGUUUAAAAAAAAAAAAAAGGAAAGGAAAUCGCUCAACAUCAUAGAAAAUAACUAGUUGCUUUCAGGCAAAGAGUUGGAUGAGACCGUCUUCUCCUAUCUGUCGAGUAAGCUUAGCUUAGCGUGCAACCAGAAAACGUGGACUGACAGCUUUGUCCAAAGGUACCAAAAUGAAAAUAUCAAAUACAUACGGUAUUUCCAGAUCCUCUCAUCUAACUCUCCACCCGAGACCAAAUAAGCAUUAACUAUUGAACUACUGUCUUAAUAUAUUGCCAGUUCUGGCUUUGAGACACUAGUAUUGGAUACGUCCCGCCGUGGACGUCCCCCCUCCUGUAAAGACCUUCUUCCCAGCUCAGACAGACACGUCACUUUACAGUGCCGCCAUGUUGGUUUCACUUCUUCUUUUUUUUAAACCAUUGCUUGAUGAAUGUUUUCUUCGCCAAACAGGUACGACGUCUGCUGCUUCACAGCAUAGUUGGCGGGGGGGGGGCCCAGUGUGGUACACCCUCUUCCACUCUGCAUGGUACUCCUUAGUGGUCCAUCCUCUCAGAACCUUUGCUAUCAUGUCUUUAAAAAUUGGUAACCCGUAAUUUGACCUGACUAAAUUCCUGUAAUUUGAACUAAAGACCAACCGAAAGAGAUCCCUUUAAAACAAUAUAUUUGGAUGAGUUCAAUAGUAUUUAUAUUCUUUUACCCUCCAAAAAGGUUCUAACUAUGAGGAUGCCUUUAUGAAACAACUUCCAUUAAUCCAUGGUUCCUGUAUAUUUAUUGAUAUAUUAUUAAAAAAAAAAAGAUAACAACCCAUUCAAUAAAAUGUCAAAACUUUGUAGUUUAUUAUUCCUUAUUGCAAAGAGGCUACGACUUAAUUGAGCCGGGAGGUCAUGUGAGGAAUCGCUUGUGCCACCGGAUGCUUGAGGAGGAAAGUACCUGACCCGAGAGCAGCGCUCCCCCAGACAGAUGUGUUUCAUCCACAUCAAGAUGACCUCACAGUCAGGAAGGUCGACCUGGAACGUGUUCUUUCAGGAGUGUCUGAAGCCUAAUGUCUAAUUACGCUGAUGUGAAAUGGUCGUGUGGCUAAAGCAAAACCUAACUUGUACUUCUGGCAAUCAAGAGAUGAAAAAACAACUCCUGGUCACACCUGAUAACCUUGACUGAAGCACCGGGGGCCUCAUAAUUACCUGGCUGACUAAACCUGUCCUAAUGGGGUCAGCAGGUACAUUGGAAGUCAAAGCCUCCCAUUCCUCCAGUCCUUGCUCCUCCCUUGAUUCCCCCCCCACCCCCCUCCUUCAAGCUAGAAUCUGUGGCACAGCUGGUUUUUCCGUGGCCUGCAGCAGGAUAACAUUCCCUGGAGGCCCACAGUCCCCCUGCUGUGUGUCUCUGGGUCUCUGGGGGUCUCUGUGGGUUUGCGGCCGAGGCUCCAGCCACCUGCAAUGCUGCUAGCGCCGUGCCCGACUGAUGACCAGAUUAAUGGAAAUAAAAACUUUCAACAUGGUUAAAACA
Molecule: messenger RNA, 5991 nt
Organism: Gasterosteus aculeatus aculeatus (three-spined stickleback)
Lineage: Eukaryota; Metazoa; Chordata; Actinopteri; Perciformes; Gasterosteidae
Gene: extl3
Product: exostosin-like glycosyltransferase 3
Cellular component (GO): membrane
Molecular function (GO): glycosyltransferase activity
Source: RefSeq, a predicted model, not a curated record